AUGAGACCGCUCGCCUUCCUCCUCCUAUUCAACCCCAUAACCCUGGCCAAGAUUGGCGGCCGCUGCCACGGCAGCUGGAAUACCGACAACUGCAUCUGUCACGACGUCACAGAGUGCCAGAAAUAUUACGGCACUCCGGAGCCCGGAGAUACUGGCAAUUGGCCCUGCCCGGACGAUCCGGCCAACAUGCAAGCCUGCUUUGUCAGGGGCUGCGACUAUAGGGGCUCCAACGCCUGCAGUUAUUGCGCGUGUCAGUGCAGUGAGGCCAUGGGAUUUUGGAAGAUUAAUGCUGCAGUGCCGCUGUAG
This is a messenger RNA of Thermochaetoides thermophila DSM 1495, 306 nucleotides long. RefSeq lists its product as uncharacterized. The record is from RefSeq and is a predicted model, not a curated record. The transcript is spliced from 2 exons. NCBI's taxonomy places the organism in Eukaryota, Fungi, Ascomycota, Sordariomycetes, Sordariales, Chaetomiaceae. The coding region runs from base 1 to 306 and encodes 101 amino acids.